This is a messenger RNA of Annulohypoxylon maeteangense, 1167 nucleotides long. RefSeq lists its product as uncharacterized. The transcript has 2 exons. The record is from RefSeq and is a predicted model, not a curated record. NCBI's taxonomy places the organism in Eukaryota, Fungi, Ascomycota, Sordariomycetes, Xylariales, Hypoxylaceae. Bases 301 to 1140 code for a protein of 279 amino acids.
ACCACCAGCAGUUCCACAAUAGCUGAUAGGGCAGCUAGACCGCCCCAAAUUAGGUAAGCCCAACCUUGUAAGACGCCCUAGUCCUAGACCAGGUUCCGCGUCGCACUGGGCGAAAAAGAGUCCGUGGAGUAACUCCAUUCCAAUUCGCGAAAAUCUCCCCUCCUUAAACCGUCGCAAUCAUUUUUUCUUAGUCUAGGCAUUUUACAAGUAUAACAUGCCGACGACUUUCUUGUUCUUGGAUUAACACGUCGUAUUCCCCUCUACAUAUGCUAGCACGGUAUUGCAUAUAUAAAUCUUACAAUGGCCAAGAGACCCACGGGCAAAGUUCCUGACGCCUGGGAAGACGACGACUGGGAGGUACAAGCAGACAAGGCCGCAGCGGUAGAGGACGAGGAACCUGAGCCACAACAACAACAGCAACAACCGCAAUUAAGCAGAGCUGAGCGUCUGGCGCAACACGCCGAGUCCAACAGGAAACUCUGGGAGUCAGCCGAAGCCCCAGCCGAAACAUUCCACUACCUAGCCUCGCGUUCCGACCCACCGCUCGCAACAGGCUUCAAGCCCGCCGUCAAAGUUCUCAGCCGCAAACCCCUCCAGGACGCCGGCGACCUAGACGAGGAAGACGGCAAGAAGACGCCACAGCUGACACCCGAAGAGAUCCAAGCGAAGCAACAACGCGAACGCGACGAGAAGCAGCGACGGUACGACGAAGCGCGCGCCAAGAUCUUCGGCUCGAACCAGUCAUCUGGAACUUCUACACCUGGCGCCGUGACGCCACCGCGAUCGGCUGACGGACGAGGUCCUCGAGGAAGAGGUCGAGGAGGACGGGGUGGUGGAGGAGGGCAUCGACACAACGAGAGCCGCGGAGACAGGGAUAGGGAGAGGGAAAGGGAUAACACCCAACGACCGAGCAGCCAGUCAGGUGGUGGCAGUGGACGAGAACUCUACGACCCGAAUUGCUCACCGAAGCCCGGCUUCCAGGUCGAGCGAAGAGGAAACAACUACAACAACGACGGCGGCGCACCAUUAUCCCGUCGACCAACACCACAAGAAGAGCAAGUCAUCCGCGCGCCACGAGGGCCCGACGGCAGUGGAAGAGGAGGCUUCGGGUUCGCGAAGCGGGGCGCCAAAGGCAGUUGAACAGAAUUUUACUAUUUUUGGUUUUCC